CAACCUCCAGACAGAUAGUCAGAAACCAGUCACACUUUGUUGAAAAUUGAAUGCUCAACCAUUUGAAAAAAUCAACCAUAAAUCUCUAUCUCACAACGUUACCAUUACACCACACAUUUCUCUAUUAACAGUACCUUUCACGGCCAUGAUUGGCGUCAAUUUAGGAAAAGCGACCUUAGUAGCAACCAUUCUGGCCGGAGUCCUCGUCGGAGUUCUACCGAGAUCCGUGGUGGGUCAGAACUGCGGUUGUCUGGCGGACUUGUGUUGUAGUAAGUAUGGGUAUUGUGGCACAGGCACCGACUAUUGUGGCACAGGUUGCCAACAGGGACCAUGUUACAAUGUCUCGGUCAGUGAUAUUGUAACAGAGGUAUUCUUUGAUGGAAUAAUCGGUCAAGCCAGUGAAAAUUGUGCAGGGAGGAAUUUCUACACGCGAGAUGGAUUUCUUAAGGCCGUCCACGCUUUUUCUCAAUUCGGCCGGGUUGGCUCGGUCGAUGAUUCUAAGCGGGAGAUUGCAGCUUUCUUUGCGCAUACCACCCAUGAGACUGGCAAUUUUUGUUACAUUGAAGAGGUUGAUGGUGCCUCUAGGGACUACUGUCAAGAAACAAAUACACAGUAUCCAUGCACACCCAACAAGAGUUACUAUGGCCGAGGUCCUCUUCAGCUAUCAUGGAACUACAAUUACGGUUCAGCCGGAAGAGCUAUCGGGUUUGAUGGACUAAACAACCCUGACAUUGUGGCCACAGACGUCGUGGUGUCAUUCAAGACGGCCUUGUGGUUUUGGAUGAAAAAUGCUCACUCGGCCAUAACAUCUGGCCAAGGGUUCGGGGCAACAAUCCGUGCCAUCAAUGGUGCUCUUGAAUGCAAUGGUGCAAACCCUAGCGUUGUUGCUGCUCAUGUGGAGUAUUACAUAGAAUAUUGCAACCAACUUGGUGUUGCACCCGGUGAUAAUCUCUCUUGCAACAGCGUUGCUGUACCGCGGUAUUCUACAAUGUUUACCUUAACAUGUGGAGCUUAUUCUAACUGACAUUUAUUUCAAGUUAUUUGCACAAUAUCUACAUUUAGCUUGUGUUGCCACUUAAA
Messenger RNA from Cornus florida, 1080 nucleotides. RefSeq names its product endochitinase EP3-like. The record is from RefSeq and is a predicted model, not a curated record. Gene Ontology annotation, molecular function: chitin binding; chitinase activity. Bases 146 to 1024 code for a protein of 292 amino acids. Gene Ontology annotation, biological process: cell wall macromolecule catabolic process; chitin catabolic process; carbohydrate metabolic process. The transcript is spliced from 2 exons. Lineage: Eukaryota; Viridiplantae; Streptophyta; Magnoliopsida; Cornales; Cornaceae.